UCAAGAUAGGCAGAUGAGAUGGUGCUGGUGGAAUGUCUUAUUGUGUUAUAUGUCACAAUUGUUGUAGAAGCUGCCCGGUAUAAAUGCCAGUCAGGAAAGAUGCUAUAUUGUUUAUCCUAUUCUUGGAUAUAACUGUCGCUGUUUGAGAAGCGGUUGUGAGAAGUCUACUGUAGCUGGCUCAAGGAUGGACUCAUUUUAAAAUGCUUUUGUAGAUGACUCCUAUACUGAUUUCCGCAUUUACCACAAGAAUGAUGUAUGAAAUGGCUGUUUUGUACAGGCACUUUGUCUUGGGUCAACUCCUGAAUACUUCAUCCGUAGCAAAUGACAAACAGUGUACACAUGGUCACCCGUCAUUCUACGCGCGAGGCUGCGAUCACUGAUACGUGGUAAAAACUUUAGUCGAAGAGGCUAGUGGCCUGACAAGAGUAAUAUAAAGUCGAAGGCCACAAAUGCUGUUUUUGCCACUAACAGCAAUCGUUUAAACUACAAGACACACUAAGCGAAAUUUAAGUGUGUUUAAGGUUUGUUUGGGCCUAAAAGCAGCAGAAUAAUGGCUGGAGGCUGGUCUUCAAGUUAGGUUUAUAAAACCUACAAAGAAACAAAAUGGAAACUCUAGCCUCUGAAAAGAUGACAAAGCCAUCAAAGUUACUGAGCCAUUCUAGUGAGAAAGUUUAUAGUGAAGAUGAAAGCAGCAUGGAGCAGCCAGUUUGGGAAGAGGAUGGAUUUCCACCAACUUAUGAAUCCAUUUUCAGCCAGCUUAAAGAUGCAAAAGAAAGCCCUGGAAAUGCUGUUGGUUUCUUCAAAAAAUCCAUUCAUACUUUCCUUGGAACAAUUGGUUGCACUGCCUCCCUCAUGCUUCUCCUUGCACUGCCAGCUACAAUGGUAAUUAUAGGUGCGCAGUACAAAAAUGACUGUCCCAUUGAGCCCUUUAUACCAAUAUACCUUAUUGUUGGAGGAGCAUUUGGAAUGCUGAAAACAGUUGCAGUGUUGUGCCAAAGAGCUGCACAAGAAGAUACCAGUGAUGACUCUGAUGAUGAUCAGCCAAUGCUUGCUAAAUUUGUCGAUGGAGUGUUGAAUCUGUUUCUGUUUAUCUGGUUUAUUGCUGGUAGCAUUUGGGUUUACUCAAAAUAUAAGCCCCAUUUUGUACCACCAAAACACCAACCAUGGAACUAUUGUCACCCAACCCUUUAUUUGUUUGCAUUCUGGGUUAUCACUACUGGCUACAUUUUGAUGGGUACUAUAUUAUUUUGUAUUUGUUGUUUAGGACUGUGUGCAAGUUGUACAGCCUUUUUUGUGGCAAAUGCAACAAGCUAAUUUCUACCAAGCUUUGGGACAACUCUGUUUAUGUUGAUAUACUUUUUAGAUGGUGGGAGCUAUUGAGAGUUUGGCCAAGUAAAAAGAAAUAACAUUACUCAAUUAAGGUACCCAAGCCAAUGAUAAACAAAAAAGAUAAUAAUUUGGAAGAAUUAAUUAAGAAGAAGUAAAGAAGAAUUAAUGCUAUCAAAAACUUUCAUAAUACAAAAUCAAUGUAUCUAAUACUAGUUAAAUCUUUUGUGCAGGGCAAACUACUCUAAGGUCCUUAAUAGAAAAGGGGGUCUUGAUAGUUGUGGGAGUCAGAAAUGUUUCAAAAAAUUAAUAAGCCAGGGGUUCUAGUAAGUGGGGGGCCCGAAUGUGAAAAAUCUGAAAAAUCAUGUGAUGAUUCUUUUUUGGGGUCAAAGGAGAUUUUCUUCUGAAUACAAUCAAUAGCAAAAUGACAAUUAUCACCAUGUUAUAAUGCAUUGUUGUAUUACUCAAAUGAGCAGGCUAAUUAUCAUUGUUUACAUCAGCCAGGCCUAUGUAAAUUUUUUUGGAUGUUUUACUACUACUUUUCUAUGUUAAAACUUUUGUACAAUGCAACCUCUUCAUUUAAGAAAAACUUUACAGAAAUUCACACCUGAAAGAACAAAGGACAAAUGAAAUAAGGGAUAUGAAUCAUUGCAUAUUAAAAUUAAUAAGAAGGGGGUCCCCUUCUAUUAAGGACCUCAGAGUAUUUCAAGUGACUUAUGGGUCAAAAAACAGAAUCAGUCUUUCAAUGACAAUUUAAUAUUUAUAUAUAUAAUAUAUAAAAACCAUUUAUGUACCCAAAUUACUUUAGUUAAGAUCAAUAUUAACAACAAUUUUAAUCUUAAGGAAAAUAAAUUUCCCAUCAGCCUUUUGUUGAUAGGAACCAUCACUCACAUCAAAGAAAUAUUUUUCAAAUGAGCCAUCUGCAAAUAUCCACAUGUUCUGUUUAUUGUCCAUUUUAUAUAAUUUUGAGGUGGUUUGGUUUAUUUUUCUGAAAAUUUCCUGGUAUGGAGACACACUCAGCCUUACUGCGUUUUCUUUUCCUAUAAUAAACUGACUGGUAUUGUAAAUUUAUAUUUAUAGAGGGUUUAUUAUUUAUAGUAAUAGUUCAGGGUUCAUUUGCUAAUGGUUGAAUUAAAAUAAAUGCUGUUAAGAAAAUACUUAUGAACAUUUUCACUACAUAAUAUUUCAUAGCUUUGUAUGAAUUUUAGUGACAAAUUAGUAUUGAUAGAUAUUCAAAUGGCAAAC
Molecule: messenger RNA, 2571 nt
Organism: Rhopilema esculentum
Lineage: Eukaryota; Metazoa; Cnidaria; Scyphozoa; Rhizostomeae; Rhizostomatidae
Product: transmembrane protein 272
Source: RefSeq, a predicted model, not a curated record